AACAAUCAAGUGGCUUUCUGAUCGAUAUAAUCCAUUUUUAUAGCCUAAAACGAAACAUUUUGUGAACGGCUUGUGUGGAAAAUUCAGCGUCCAUCAACUUUGGACGUAACAUUCAUUGUAAUUACUCACUCUAAAGGGACGUUUAUCAAGUCAAGUUCGGUUUCAUUAGAAUCCUCUGUUUGUUAGUAAUACAACCAAAUACGUGGUUCUUUUCCCGGGACAUAUUGACCGAAGAAAUUCGAUCUGAACACACCUACCAGCUACGUCAUUACGCGCCAAUCGAUUGACCUGUUCUUCGUUGAUUGACUGUAUCUCGGUCCAAUGACCACUGAUCUUUUUGAAAUCUAGCUGGAUAGAUAGCCAAUGAGCAGAGGUAAAUAGGGAUAUCAAAUGGUUCUACCCGGAAAUAAUAGGCAUCUUUGUAAAGCCAUGCGUGUACGCAGCUAUUCCCCAUUGAAAAUCAGACAAUAAGGAGCUCGCCGUUUUACGCGCCGCGAAAGUUUGUUUUGGAGCAUUUUCAAGGAUCAAUUAUGGCAAAUAAAUCAGCCAAAUCAAAGACCAAGACGAAGUACACAGAUGUGCACGAUAUAAUUAGUGAAAUUGACCGUGAAAGUGAAAAUGAACAUCUAAUUGAUUCCAGUGAGGUUGAAUCCGUUGAUUCCGAAUUCGAAGACAUGUUUCUACACGGUGAAGACCCAGUUUUGGAUCGUCGCAGCGAUUCUGAUUGGGAGCCAAGCUGCAAAUCCCCCACUGAAGCUGGUCCAUCCAGCUGGACCCCUGCUGUAUCCGGCACCACACCUACUCCCGCCCGGCCAUCAAGGGGUGGUAAGCCGGCGGCAAGGAAGCGGAGGAAGGGCAGCGUGGAACCGUCCAGCGUGGAACCUGCCAGAGUGGAGGAGGACCGUUGGCACACUGUUCUUGAGGAGGAUGUGGCCCCACCAACUCCACUUUUCCGCCCAAAACGCCCAGUAGGCCCUCAAUUGGACCUGACUUCCAAAUACACCCCCAGGCAACUUUUCCAGUUGUUCUUCACCUCGGCAGUUCUUGAUACCCUGGUGAUGAACACUAAUAAAUAUGGGGCUAAGAAGCAGGAGAAAUGGAAGGACAUUUCCAUUUCAGAACUGUUUUGCUACCUGUCUAUGGUCAUUUACAUGGGGGUGGUGAAGCUGAAGAACCUCAAACACUACUGGAAAACUGCACCACUCUAUCAACUGCCUUUCCCCUCAACGGUCAUGUCUUGUACUAGGUUUCUGACAAUUUCACGGGCACUUCACAUUAGUGACCCAGAGGUUGAUAAGGACAACGAGGCGAAACGAGGCACAGCAGGCUUUGACAAACUAUGCAAGAUUAAACCUCUCUACCAUGAUAUCGUUGAGGCAUGCAAGACAUAUUUUCAGCCCGCCCAGAACCUUUCCAUAGAUGAGAGAAUGGUAGCCUCAAAGGCCAGAAUUGGCCUAAAACAGUACAUGCGCAACAAACCCACAAAAUGGGGUUACAAGCUGUUUGUUUUGGCCGAUUCUGCGUGUGCAUACACGUGCAAUUUUUUUGUCUAUGAGGGGAAGAACACUUGUGCGAGCGGUAAGGGACUCAGUUAUGAUUCUGUGAUGCAGUUAUUAGAUUUCCAGCUGCUGGGGAAGGGCUACAAACUAUUUGUAGACAACUUCUACACAAGCCCUACCCUGUUCACAGACCUGAGGAAGCUGGAGAUGUGGGCCUGUGGCACCAUUCGGACCAACCCAGUGGGUUUUCCAAAAACCAGGGUAAAUGACAUGCCUAAGCGGGCUGAGCGGGGUACCAUGAGAUGGAUCCGUGAAGAUGGCCUGCUGUUUGUGAAGUGGAUGGACACUCGCGAAGUGGUGAUGUGUUCCACUAUUCACAAGUCGUUCGGUGGGGAUCACGUUGUUCGACGUUUGAAAGGUCCUACAGGCGCUUGGACUGCCAGAAAUGUCCCCAUUCCAGAUGCUGUGAGGGAUUACAACAAGAGCAUGGGGGGUGUAGACCUAUCCGAUGCACUGAUAGGAUAUUAUAACGUCCUUCAUAAAACCAUGAAGUGGUACAAAACACUAUUCUAUCAUUUCAUUGACAUUGCUGUGGUGAAUUCCUUCAUCCUCCAGAAGGAAAUGGCCAAGAGCUGUGGACAGCCCCCCAUCUCACAACUAGCCUUCAGGGAGCAGCUCAUCCAGGAGCUUGCUAACUACAGCAAGAACACUGUAGCACCUUCUGUCCCCUCUACCUCUGUCCCUUCUGCUCCAACCAGCGGCACGCACAUGCUGAAGUUCAUCAUUGCAGGCAGGGAUGUGCCUCAGGGGAAAAGGGGCACAGUAGGGCGGCUUCGUUGUGCCCUGUGCCACAAGAAGUCCCCUGUCACCUGCAACACCUGUGCUGUGACCCUCUGUUUCACACCAGAGAGAGACUGCUAUGGGAUAUGGCAUCAGGAGCGCAACAUUGCGUAGAGGACAGAGUCUUCACAUGAUUGAACAUUUGAAGUGUAAAUAGUUCUCCUUGUUAUUUAUUUUUUUUAUUUUUUAUAUUCAUUUUUUUCCUUGAAUUUUUCGAAUAUAUAUUUUUUGGGGUAUGUUACAAUAAUUGUUUUGUAUUUUGUAUAUAGGUUUUGUAUCAUUGUACCAAUUCGGCCACUUGGGUACAUUUGGGAAACUUGUGAGGGACACCUGGUUGACCUCAUGCUCAAUGGCAUGUACCUCACUCAUUCCUGAAUGUAUCCAUCUGAAAUUUUGGUAAAAUACUGUUGCCUACCUAUGUUCUCAUUUGAAAUGAUCCCCAGUAUCAUAACUGAAUGUUUGGCCUUUCUUGUUGAUUUUUUAAAGAUGCAACAUCAGUAAAAGAACAAAAAAUGUCUGUUGAUUUCCUUGUAUUUUCUUCUACCAGAUCUAUUGUGUUAUAUUCUCCUACAUUCAAUUCACAUUUACACAAACUUUAGAAUGUUUCCUUUCAAAUGAUACCAAGAAUAUGCAUAUCCUUCCUUCUAGGCCUGAGCUGCAAGCAGUUAGAUUAGGGUAUGUUUUCAGGCGGAAAUUGAGAAAAAGGGGGGUCAUCCCCAACAGAGAGGAGAGGAGAGGAAAGAGGUGAACUCACACUGAGAGAGCAGACACAGGAGAGAGAGAAGCUGUUCAGUACUUGAAGGACCUUGAUGGAGACAAGAGAGUGGGUGCACACACCUGAGAAGUAGAGAAUAAGAGUGAGUGAUGAGAGGAAAGGGGCCCUGAAGAAGAGAAGAGCAAUGAGAGAGGCAGCUGCAUACACACACAUACAAAAUCCAUCCUUUUGAGCACAGAGAGUACAGAAAGCAGUAUCAGGUAAGGGUCACCAGCACACAAAGAUGGCUGGUCAGGGACGGGUGUGAACCAACAACCAACCAGAGCCCUCCCCUUGCCCCUGGUUGCCAUGCAACCAGAUGACGGACAGUUCGUGAUGGAGGGAUUAUGAAGGAUCAGAGUGUCUGUUUUUGUGUAAAACGCCACAGCAGAUCAUCUCUGUGUUAUGCAUGCAGGAGUGUGUGUGUGUGUCCACACGGUAUUAAAAGCACAGAGAAUCGUUCAAAAAUAGCACAUUUUGUGACCUCUGGU
Salvelinus fontinalis (brook trout) is the source of this 3584-nucleotide messenger RNA. Its product is annotated as piggyBac transposable element-derived protein 4-like. The transcript has 2 exons. The record is from RefSeq and is a predicted model, not a curated record. NCBI's taxonomy places the organism in Eukaryota, Metazoa, Chordata, Actinopteri, Salmoniformes, Salmonidae. Bases 531 to 2453 code for a protein of 640 amino acids.